UUUCAAACAAUCAUAAACUAGUGAUAGCUUAAAUUUCAAAUAACUACCACAAGAAGCAUCCUAGCUUAUUCUAGCUACCUUUUGUGUCAUUCCUUGCCUUCUCUUUCCAUAUAAAUAUCUCCAUUGCCAAUGCUUCUCCUCCUUCAGUUCUGAUUCUUCUGAAAAUUUCACUAGAUUAAUUUUAUCAAAAAAUAUUAAUUUAAUCACCUUGAGAUCUUCACCUCAAUUCAGAAGCUGCCCCUCACUUUCAAAUCUCACUCAAUAUAAACCCUAACACUUCAUUCAAGUUCUCAUGAUCUCUUUCUCUUCUUUCUGAUCAUAUACAUUGAUCAUUUCCUCAGUGAUCAUUGAUAUAAUUCAGUAAUGGCUUUGCUAGUUCCGUAUUCUGAUCCAAAAUUAAGAAAACCUAAUUUACUAAAAGAUUUUCUACUAGAUGAUUUUAGUUCAUGUUCAUCCAACGGCUUCCGUUCGUUCCCUAGACGACAAUGUUGCACCACCACGGUCCGAUUCUUGCUCGAUCUCGAUCUCGCAAAAAAAAAUCACAAACUUCACCAAAUUCCCCCGACUCAAAAACCAUCAAAUUCUCCUGCUAAAACAAUGCUUCAAAGAGCUUCCACCGCGGUCUAUAAAGCCGUGAAAAAACUCCCCUUCGCAUCAUCCGUAAAACCUAGACGAGCCAUUUUACCGAGAAGUAUUUCUCGAAAGUUGUUCAAGCGGAGCUUCUGGAAGAAAUCUGAUCGCAAGGAGAUCCAACGGUGGAACACGUUUCACACUGUGGUGGAUACUAAAUCAGAGCCACCAAUUUACUCUCCUGUUCAGACAAACACGGUGAUCACAAACAGUAAAAAAGUUAAAAGUUACAGCAGCAGCACUGUUAGCUGGACAGAGAGUGAGUUCAACAGUAGUAGCUCGUGUUCCAGCGGUAAUUCCGGGACGGUAAAUUCAUCAGAGAAUGAUGGGGUGAAAAAUUCGGAGCAAGGGGUAAAUAUCGGCAAGAGAGUAGACGUUAUUGUCGGUGAAGCAAUGACUACUUCUGAUGCCAACUGUGCUGUGGAUAGCCCUAAGAAACCAUGGCCUAGUGAGGAGAACAAGGAGCAAUUCAGUCCGGUAUCAGUGCUUGAUUGUCCGUUCGACAAUGAUGAUGCUGCGGAGGAAGAAGAUGAGGUUUCUUCUGCUUUUAAGCACAAGAGGGCCCCUCCUGUGGAAGGAUCAAAACACAAGCUCAAGAAGACUCCUCGGCGUCUGGAGAGCUUAUCUAAACUCGAGCCUGUCGCUUUAGAGAAGCGCAUUGCACUAGCCGACUGUGAGAACGAAUCCGUUGGAUCUCCCUUGUUGUCCAUCCACGAAAACCUCGUCUCAGACAAUGACGAAGAUUACACAAAUUCAGGUAAAAAGUCAGAGGAACUACUUGAACAAAUGAAGGCAAGAACACCAUCAAUGAGUCUGAGACUCAACUCAGACGACAAUCUUUUCUUGGACUUCUUUAUCGAGGCAACAUGUGAAGAUAACAACGUGUCUGACUGUGAGCUGCUGGAUAUGGCGAAAGAUUGGAUGAAUGGAGGACCGCAAGAGGUGUUACUGGGAUGGGAAGUGCAGAAGAACAGGGAAGUGUACAUCAGAGAAAUGGAAAAAGGAGGCAUGUGGGGUAAAUUAGAUCAAGAUAGACAAGAAGUGGCUUUAGAGUUGGAGGCUGAGAUUUUCACUUCUUUGGUGAAUGAUCUUAUUGUUAGUUUUUGAUGAAUUUUAGUUCGAUGUUGAUAAUGGACAACAUCACAACAACUAAGGUUUGUGUUGCCGAAGGACUCAGCAGGCAGGGAUUCGAAGAAGUUGCGUGGGGUACAUUUUUUUUUUUGUUACAAAAUCAAAUAAUAUCGGCUGCUUAAAAAGUGUUUGAUCUUGUAUAGGAUGAAUCUCAGAUAUUUGCCAUUUUAAAUAAAAGUU
This is a messenger RNA of Daucus carota subsp. sativus, 1941 nucleotides long. RefSeq lists its product as uncharacterized. Bases 364 to 1737 code for a protein of 457 amino acids. The transcript has 3 exons. The record is from RefSeq and is a predicted model, not a curated record. Lineage: Eukaryota; Viridiplantae; Streptophyta; Magnoliopsida; Apiales; Apiaceae.